Messenger RNA from Periconia digitata, 1413 nucleotides. The record is from the annotation of a GenBank genome assembly. NCBI's taxonomy places the organism in Eukaryota, Fungi, Ascomycota, Dothideomycetes, Pleosporales, Periconiaceae.
ACGAAUCCAGACGGGUUCACCCGACUCAUAUACUCUGUCUCCAUAAUUUUUUCAAAAUGUUCUUUUUUUCGUUUCUUCAAUUGUACUGUGCUGUCAUUCUCUACGAGCAUGGAUGACACAGCCUUGAGUCGUAUCAUUUCCAACAAUGACCCUGCAUUAACGCAAGGGGUCAGUGUCACCAGGGCAAGAUCAAGCGACAAGGUCACGCCGCGUUCAACAACUCCCAAGAUCAGCCAGUCCUCGAAUACGCCUGAGACCCUCUCCAAACAUGAAAUUGGCUGGCGUAGAGCAGUGAGGAACUUCUCUGAGUCAUGGUUCUCGGUGACCAUGGGGACUGGGAUCGUCUCCCUUGUAUUAAUCACCAUCCCUUUCAAGACAGACUGGUUGUAUUGGAUGUCGGUAGUGUUCUUUGGGCUAAAUACGUUUCUAUUCGUUUCCAUACUGGCGCUGUCGAUCUUGCGUUAUGUCCUCUAUCCCGAGAUCUGGAAGGUCAUGAUCGCGGACAACACCAAUUCCUUGUUCCUUGGGACCAUUCCAUUAGGAUUUGCCACACUUGUCGAGUCCUGGAUUUUCCUUUGCGUACCUUAUUGGGGAACUUGGGCCGUCACUGUUGCAUGGGUUUGCUGGAUGAUUGAUUCCGUUGUGGCAGUCGUCGUAACUAUCUCUCUGGCAGUUCUCUUGAUAUCCGCAUCGGAGAAGCAGCAGUUGGACCGAAUAACUGCAGCGCAGUUGUUACCAAUAUCAGCCACCAUUGUCGCUUCGGGAACUGGCGCUGAGAUAGCGAAAGUACUUCCCAAAGCGAAUGAUGCGCUCGGUACUCUUCUCGCGUCCUAUAUCAUGUGGGGAAUGGCAACUCCUCUUGCGAUGACAGUGCUCGUCAUGUAUUACACCCGCUUAGCAUUACACAAGCUCCCGCCACGCGAGAUAGUGGUUUCCUCGUUUCUUCCAAUUAGCCCACUUGGUAUGGGAGGAUAUACCAUCAUGUACUUGGGGACUGUAGCUCGCGAGGUCUUCCCACAAACAGAGUCUUUUCACGAAGUCGCAAUCAUCGGGGAUGUCUUUUAUGCUCUUGGAAUAUUCAUUUCACUCAUCAUGUGGGCGUUCGGGCUGACCUGGUUAUGCUUUGCCCUCGCUACGAUAUACUACUCGCGGCCGUUUCCUUUCAACAUGGGAUGGUGGGGGUUUACUUUUCCUCUUGGGGCGCUCGCAAUCAGUACAAUGGAGUUCGGAAUCCAAAUGCCGAGCUUGUUUUUCGGAGUAAUUGGCACGAUUCUGAGCGUCGCCGUAAUCUUAUUAUGGUGUGUCGUUGCUGCUGGGACUGUAAGAGGGGCUAUCGAUGGUCGACUCUUCUAUGCGCCUUGUUUGGCGAAUCUCCCGAAGACCACAAAGAAAGAUGACGACGUCGAGAAAUAG